CAUUGGAGGCUCACGCUACCGAGCGAGCUGCAUCGACAGCUUUGAGUCAUCUCUGUCAUUGCGAGACAUUUACGAGCCUGUAAUCUCCACGGUUCUCACAUUUCUUUCCCUAUCAAGCGGAUACCAUGAGUGAGUACUUCUCGCUGUCGGAGUGUGAUGUAAUUGGCUUUGAUCUGGAUCAUACUCUCUGUCGAUACCAUUUGAAGGAGACCUCCAGGCUGAUCUAUGAGAGUUUUGCACGGUAUCUGGUGGAACAUAAAGGUUAUGACAAAGAUCUGCUUCAUUUGACACCUGCUACUUGGGAUUUCUGUUUUAAAGGUCUUGUGGUGGAUCUUGAGGAGGGGAACCUGAUCAAGUUGGCAGUGGAUGGUACUGUCUUGCGGGCAACUCAUGGCACUAAAACCCUUAGCAAUGAUGACAUAAGAAAGCUUUAUGGUCCUAAAAGAGAAUGGAAGCAUUUUAAUAGCCUGAAUACCUCAUACACACGAUCUGCAAAAUACUAUUUUUAUGACAACUAUUUUGACCUCCCUGGUGCCCUUCUCUGUGCCAGAGUGGUGGACAUGUUAAAUAAGCGAGGAGCUGAAAUCACGUCUGACAUUUGGAAAGACAUUGUUGCUGCCAUUGACCAUAAUUACAACACAUCUGCUUUUCGGGAGGAUGCAGGGACGUAUUUCCCUAGUGUGAAGCGUAAUCCCGGCCGUUACCUACAGCCCUGCUCAGAUGCGGUGAAGAGAUGGUUGAGGACCAUGAAAAACAGUGGUAAAAUCUUGCUGCUCAUCACGAGCUCACACUCCGAUUACUGCAGACUAGUGUGUGAGCACAUACUGGGGAAGGACUUUGAGGAGCUGUUUGACAUCAUUAUCACUAAUGCUCUGAAACCUGGAUUCUUCUCUCUUGUUCCACAGCAAAGACCUUUCAGAACACUGGUGGAUGAUGUUGAAGAUAGUGAGGGUUUGCCAUCUCUGGAAAAACCUGGUUGGUAUUCUCAGGGCAACUGGCCUCAUCUACAUGAACUAUUGAAGAUCAUGAGCAACAAAUCAGAGCCAAAGGUGGUGUACUUUGGAGACAGCAUGCGCUCAGACAUGUUCCCGGCCUGUAGCUUUGGAAAGUGGGAGACGGUGAUGAUUGUGGAGGAGAUUGAGGGGGAGGGGACCCCCUGUAACAGCCUCGCCCCAAGUGAAGGUCCUGUAGAGAAGAAGGGCAAAUUUGAGGAUCAGGGAAUGAAGUCUCCUUCAGCUGUGUCAAAUCAGUGGGGCUCAUAUUUUGUCGAUGUGCAAAAGAAUGAAGGAGAGGAGACACAGAGUCUCACCUGGUGUUGCCACAGUAUCCACACAUAUAGCACCAUGGCUAUACCAAGCAUUGAGGCUAUAGCAGACCUUCCUUUAGACUUUAAGUUCCAGAGAUUUUCUCCAGAAAAGCCCAGCACAACAGGUUAUUACCCCAGACCUCCGGACUCGCUGCUGAAACGUGAACAGAGCCAGUCCUGAAUUCUCACACCUGUUCAGCACAGUCCAGGAGAUUGUCCCACUAUUGAGUUCUCCAGAUUCACUUAGAGCUAGGCCAUCCAUUCUUUCCAACCAGUGAUUAAAGCUGUGUGAAUGUAACACCCUGGACAGUGUCUGUGUAUUAUCUUCUUACCCCUACAAGCACAAGUACAGUUGAAGUCAGAAGUUUACAUGCACCUUUGCCAAAUGCAUUUAAACUCAGUUUUUCACAAUUCCUGACAUUUAAUCGUAGAAAACAUUUCCUGUCUUAGGUCAUAGGAUCACUACUUUAAUAAUUUUAAAUGUCAGAAUAAUAGUAGAGAGAAUUAUUUCUUUCAUCACAUUCCCAGUGGGUCAGAAGUUUACAUACACUUGCCUUAUAAUUGUUAACUUGGGUCACCCAUUUUUGGUAGCCUUCCACAUGCUUCUUACAAUAAGUUGCUGGAAUUUUGGCUCAUUCCUCCAGACAGAACUGGUAUGAGUCAGGAUUGUAGGCCUCCUUGCUCGCUCAUGCUUUCUCAGUUCUGCCCACAAAUUUUCUAUCAGAUUGAGGUCAGUGCUUUGUGAUGGCCACUCCAAUACCUUGACUUUGUUGUCCUUAAGCCAUUUUUCCACAACUUUGGAGGUAUGCUUGGGGACAUUGUCGAUUUGGAAGACCCAUUAGUGACCUAGCUUUAACUUCCUGGCUGAUGUCUUGAGAUGUUGCUUCAAUAUAUCCACAUCAUUUUCCUGCCUCAUGAUGCCAUCUAUUUUGUGAAGUGCACCAGUUCCACCUAUAGCAAAACAUCCCCACAACAUGAUGCUGCCACCCCCCUGCUUCACGGUUGGGAUGGGGUUCUUCGGCUUGCAAGCCUCAACAAUGGUUAUUAUGGCCAAAAUGUUGGAAAAAUCUUUGUCCCCAUGUGCACUUGUAAAGUAUUGUCUGGCUUUUUUAUGGGGGUUUUGGAGCAGUGGCUUCUUCCUUGCUGAGCAGCUUUUCAGGUUAUGUCAAUACAGGACUCAUUUUACUGUGGAUAUAGAUACUUGUCUACCUGUUUCCUCCAGCAUCUUCACAAGGUCCUUUGCUGUUGUUCUGGGAAGGAUUUGCACUUUUCGCACCAAACUACAUUCAUAUCUAGGAGACAGAAUGUGCUUCCUUCCUGAGCAGUAUGAUGGCUGCGUGGUCGCAUGUUGUUUAUACUUGCAUACUAUUGAUUAUACAGAUGAACGUGGUACCUUCAGGCAUUUGGAAAUGGCUCCCAUGGAUGAACCAUCUUGUGGAGGUCUUGGCUGAUUUCUUUUGAUUUUCCCAUGAUGUCAAGCAUUAGUUUGAAGGUAGGCCUUAAAAUACAUCUACAGGUACACCUCCAAUUGACUCCAUUUAGCCUAUCAGAAGCUAAUUGUCUAAAACUUGACAUUUUCUGGAAUUUUCUUAGUCAAUGUAAACUUCUGACCCACUGUAAUUGUGAUAUAGUCAAUUAAAAGUGGAACAAUCUGUCUGUAAACAAUUGGUGGAAAAAUUACUCAUGUCUUCCACAAAGUAGAUGUCCUAAACAACUUACCAAAUCUAUAGUUUGCUAAUAUGAAAUCUACGGAGUUUUAAUGACUUCAACCUAAGUGUAUGUAAACUUCUGACUUCACCUUUAUACUGUAACUGAAGGUGUUUGUCUGUUUGUGACUAGACAUGCAUUGAUCAUCGGAUGUACAAGGAAGUUACCAUCUAUUGUGUCUGACACAGUUUACUCACAACAACACAUAUUUGUAAUCAGUAGAGCGUUCUCACUACCAUUGAACUACUAAAGGUAUAGUUCACCCAAAAAUGACAUUUCUGUCAUCAUUUGCUCAUCCUCAUUUUGCAUAUACUGUAAUGAAAGCAAUGUUGACUGGGUCUGUCAAGCUCCAAAAUGACAAAAAUGCACAAUAAAAUUAUCAUAAAAUUACUCCAUAUACUGUAGAUAGUAAAUGAUGACAAAAGCUUCAUUUGUGGGCAAACUUUACCUUCAAGGAGUACAAAAUAAAAACAUAGUUUACCCAUGAGCUGUGUAUUUAACCUCGAAGGACGUGUUUUGGCAAUACACUGUGCUUUUAUGUAAUUUCUUUCUGCAAGAAAGCCAGGCACAAAUGACGUUGAAUAUCCAUGCGACCAAGAAACUGCCGUGAGUUCUUUGCUUUUCUUGUGAUUGUUGAAAGUGUUGCAAGUGAACUGCGGGUGCUGAAACUGGUUCACAUUAGGGCCAGUGUAUUGUAGUAUAUUGAAGAUUGUUUACUUUCCUGCAUUUGAUUGUGAUUCCUCACCCAACUCUUUAUUAAAGUUAUUUACUGUACUCUUUGAGAGUUGCUAUGAGAAAUGAGAGAGAUGGUGUGUACAGUUCAUUAUAUUCCCUAAUGCAGAUGAAUUAUUAAGUGUCCACUUGACUUCUUGCACAAAUGCCUUUUGUUUCAGGUCUUCGUUGUUAUUGAAUGAAAAAGGGUGAAUACUUAAGAAUUUCUCUGUGUAUGUAAUGUUAUAGUAAAGGUGUAAAACAUAUUGUGUUGUUGGGUGAUAUUCAAUGUAAACAGCCAACGUUCUCUCAUGCACAGUGGCAGUGUUGAAUGGUGCCAUGCUUUACCCAGCCAUUUAGUGGUUUUAUGUGUCAGAGCACAUGUCCAUCUAAAUCCCAUUACUUGUUUCAUGUGUGUGCUGGUCCUGAACAUUGAUAAUGAUUUGUUAAAUAAAUGUAAGUGGAUUUUAUGUUUUUAUGUUGAGUGGUCUGAUGGGGUUUUCAUAGUGGUAGGCUGUAAUGGUUUUAACAUAAAAAAAAAAAAUGGUACAGUGUUAAAAGACAAACUGCAUGUGAUUUUGUUGUUUAACAAAGUUGAGUUUUAAGUGACGUGUUCCAUCACUGGGCAGCUUCAUAAAGUACAGCGGUGUGGAAAUCCUCAUCAGAGCUAUGACCUACUUUUCUCUGUUGAUUAAAACAAAUUAUAUAUAUAUAUAUAUCUUCUGCUGUAUGUGGUGAACAGCACUCGUGAUUGUUAAUUGAGUACAGGGAAAGUGUUCAUAUGUGCAGAAAUAAAAAAAAAUAAAAAAUGUA
Messenger RNA from Xyrauchen texanus (razorback sucker), 4537 nucleotides. It is a transcript of the gene nt5dc1, whose product is annotated as 5'-nucleotidase domain containing 1. The coding region runs from base 126 to 1487 and encodes 453 amino acids. Gene Ontology annotation, molecular function: 5'-nucleotidase activity. The transcript has 12 exons. Lineage: Eukaryota; Metazoa; Chordata; Actinopteri; Cypriniformes; Catostomidae. The record is from RefSeq and is a predicted model, not a curated record.